GUCUUAUUGGGGUUGCUGUUGUGGUAUGAACGAACACCCCGUCUAACUCACUCAUCUUGGCACCUUUUGCUUUGAUCAUCGUUUGCCAUCAAAUUCGAUCUGAACCGCUCGCAAACCUUCACUACAGUCAUGGAGUCCAAGCUUCCAGACGAGAUGAAAGCCGUCAUCAUCCAAGGCCGCGGUCAGGCUGCCAUCACCACAUCGGCGCUGCCAAAGCUGAGAGACGGCUACAUCCUCGUCAAGAUCGCGGCCGUGGCCAUCAAUCCAUCGGACUGGAAGCACGUCGACUUUAUGUGGGUGGGCGAUCCUACCGGUACUCGUCCGGGACUGGAAUAUGCUGGUGUUGUCGUCGACGUCGGCCCGGGCGUCGACAAAGAUUUCAAAGCUGGGGAUAGGGUUUUCGGCAUCAUUAAUGGCUCAAACGUGAGGCAGAAGGAGGACGGCGCCUUUGCAGAAUACGCCAUUGCAAAAGCCGCCCUCCAGAUGAAGAUCCCAGAUCAUGUCGAUGACACGGAGGCGGCAGCCAUUACUUCCGGGCUUGUGGCCGUGGGACAAGGUCUUUACCAGUCUUUGGAGCUUCCGCUUCCCACCAGCCCAUCACCGGAGCCGAUCCCUCUUUUGAUCUAUGGCGGGAGCACAGCAUCAGGCAUCAUGGGCAUCCAAUUCGCCAAGUUGUCCAACUGCACCGUCGUUGCGACAUGCUCGCCAAAGAACUUUGAUUACGUCAAGUCGCUCGGCGCCGACUUUUGCGUAGACUACAGAUCGGAAGACUGCGCCGAGCAGAUCAAGGCUUUCACCAAGGGAAGACUGAGACAUGCCUGGGACUGUAUAGCUACCGCGCAAUCUGCCCGCGUCUGUGCCUCGGCCAUGUCGAUUCGAGGCGGUCACUACAGCAGCCUGCUCUACCUGGUCCCCUCCAUCGUCAAGAAGAUCAACCCCAAGAUCAACUGCUCUACCACGCUGGGAUACACCAUCCUGGGAGAGACCAUUGAGAAAGAGACGGUCAUUGAGCCGAGGCCCGAUGACUACGAGUUUGGCAAGAUGUUCUGGGGCGUCAGCGAGAAUCUGCUGCAAGAAGACAAAUUCCGCCCAGUCCGGCAGAUUAUCAACGAGGGCGGCGAUGGACUAGAAGGUGUCCUGCAUGGUAUUAAGUACUUGAAGCAGGGGAACGUCAGUGCCGGAAAACUAGUUUACACGAUUAAUUAAUUCUUAUCGAAAAUGAAUAGAGCUGCAGUUGUGAGUUUUGUCAAGGCAGCCAACGAUUCCGUUCAACCAGCUUCAUCCAGCCAUCUUGCUGUGACGCUUUGCCAGGAUAGGAUCUUUUCCUCAGCCCAUACACUUCUUCAGAGAAACAAACAGGGUAGAAGCUCUGACGAUGGGACGCUCUGACAGCAAAGUAGACUCUCGCUCACACAUUCGUCCCUCCCCCGCCCCCCACCCGGUAUCACCCAUCAUGACUCGAUGAUAUCGGCCCGGCCCUCGGAGAGCGAAACACCAAACAAACCCAUGGUUAUUGCAAGCCGCCCAAUUCCGAGCGGUCCGGCGCAACGAAACGGGUUGCCUGACUCAGCUUAUUCCCCCCCCUCUCCUCCCUCCCUCUUUCGGCGAUUGGACCCGCCCCGGCCCGGAGGCGUGUAAGUCAACUCGGUUGCUUAGGCGUUCGAU
Colletotrichum destructivum is the source of this 1665-nucleotide messenger RNA. RefSeq names its product Putative GroES-like superfamily, alcohol dehydrogenase-like, NAD(P)-binding domain superfamily. Gene Ontology annotation, molecular function: oxidoreductase activity, acting on NAD(P)H. The transcript is spliced from 3 exons. The record is from RefSeq and is a predicted model, not a curated record. NCBI's taxonomy places the organism in Eukaryota, Fungi, Ascomycota, Sordariomycetes, Glomerellales, Glomerellaceae. The coding region runs from base 130 to 1206 and encodes 358 amino acids.